UUGGUCCUGAUGCUCCUCCUUCGACAAAGCUCCGACUCCUUCACAACUCAGAUACACAAAAACAGUCAACAGCUUUAAUUGAACUGGUUAAGGUAUUUGUAACGUAUUUUCUUGAAGUCAAUAGAGAAAAGCACAAUUGUUUCUGACUCAAACAAGAAGAAAAACUGGAAGGACACAAUGGACAUGUGGAGGACUCUGCUUCUGACCUCGCAGCUGCUUUUAAAUCUCUGCUUGCAUGUUGAAGCACAAGCUUUGGUCUAUGAUCUUCUCACCUCGCCUGAUUGCCUGCCAGACCUGCUGCAAGGGGGUCUGAUUGAACAGGGGGUGAACGAAGCCUUCAUCCUGACCUCCUUUAAGCUGCAGCCCAAAAGCGGGACCACUGUGUUUAGUCUCUACAACCCUAGGGACAACAGCAAGUACUUUGAGUUCACUGUGAUGGGCAAGCUAAACCGAGCUGUAUUACGCUACCUCCGGAGCGACAGACGGAUGAGCUCUGUUACCAUCAACAACCUGGUGCUGGCCGACGGCCAAAAACACCGACUGCUGUUCCACCUGAGGGGGCUGCAACAGCAGGGGCCAGGCGGGUUGGAGCUGCAUCUGGACUGCCGGCUGGUAGAAACAGUCCGGGAUCUCCCCGCUGCCUUCCAGGGUUUGCCCACAGGUUAUGGUACAGUACAGCUGAAGACGAUGCAACCAAGGGAGCAGGAAAGCUUAGAUGAGCUGAAGCUGGCAGUUGGAGAUUCAUUUGAGAGUGUUGCGUCAUUACAAGACUGCCAUUUCCAGCAAAGAGACUCUGUUCAAACUCUGGGGGUCAACACAAAGCAGCUGUCGAAUCAAAUGAUGGAGUUAACAAAGGUGAUUAACGAGUUAAAGGAUGUCCUCAUUCAGCAGGUUAAAGAAACCUCCUUUCUCAGAAAUACCAUCUCAGAGUGCCAGGCGUGUGAUUUGGGUGGCAGUGAAGUUGUGAAACCAAAGUGUAGCCCAGGCGUCUGCUUCCGUGACGACAUGUGCAUCGAAACAGCAAAUGGCGUUGAGUGUGCCGCCUGCCCUGAUGGAUACACUGGAGAUGGCUUCAACUGCGAUGAUGUCGACGAAUGCCAGUUUAACCCUUGCUAUCCGGGAGUGAAGUGUGUGAACACAGCGCCGGGGUUCCGAUGUGAUGCCUGUCCGCUUGGCUACAUCGGCCUGCCGGUGGAGGGUGUGGGGAUCGUGUUUGCCCAGACCAACAAACAGGUUUGUGAUGACAUUGAUGAAUGCAAAGGACCCAGUAAUGGAGGCUGUCCUGCAAACUCAAACUGUGAGAACUCCAUGGGCUCCUAUCACUGCUCCUGCAAGACGGGUUUCAUUGGAGACCCUGUGAAGGGCUGCAAGCCAGAGGUCAGCUGUGGAAACAGCCUGACCAACCCGUGUCACGCCAACGCCUCGUGUGUUCUGGAAAGAGACGGGUCCAUUUCUUGUCAGUGUGGAAUCGGCUGGGCUGGAAAUGGAUAUUUGUGCGGGAAGGACACAGAUAUUGAUGGAUAUCCAGAUGAGAAACUCAAAUGUAAAGAUGCGCACUGCAGGAAGGAUAAUUGCAUAUAUGUUCCAAACUCUGGUCAAGAGGACGCAGACAGGGAUGGCCAAGGAGACGCCUGCGAUGAAGAUGCAGAUGGGGACAGUAUUCCUAAUGAACUGGACAACUGCUGGUUAAAGCCCAAUGUGGACCAGAAAAACAGUGACAGCGACAGCCACGGUGAUGCAUGUGACAACUGUCGUCUGGCUAAGAACCCUGACCAAAGGGACACUGACGGCGAUGGCAAAGGUGACGCCUGCGAUGACGACAUGGAUGGAGACGGUCUGAAGAACUUCCUGGACAACUGCCAGCGCGUCCAGAACAGAGACCAGCUGGACCGGGAUGGAGACGGAGUGGGAGAUGCGUGUGACAGCUGCCCAGACAUCCCCAACCCAAACCAGUCUGACAUUGACAGUGAUCUGGUUGGAGACUCCUGUGACACAAACCAGGACAGUGAUGGAGACGGUCACCAGGAUACCAAGGACAACUGCCCAUACGUGAUUAACAGCUCUCAGGUGGACUCUGACAAAGACGGGCUGGGGGACGAGUGCGACGACGAUGACGACAACGACGGCAUCCCAGAUGUUUUACCACCGGGACCGGACAACUGCCGGCUGGUGCCGAACCCUGACCAGAUGGAUGACAACGAUGAUGGCGUUGGAGACGUGUGCGAAUCCGACUUUGAUCAGGACAAGGUGAUUGACAGGAUUGACAUCUGUCCCGAGAACGCUGAGGUCACCCUGACCGACUUCAGGGCGUAUCAGACGGUGGUGCUGGACCCUGAAGGCGACGCUCAGAUCGAUCCUAACUGGGUUGUUCUGAACCAGGGAAUGGAGAUUGUUCAGACGAUGAACAGUGACCCAGGACUUGCUGUUGGGUACACGGCUUUCAGCGGAGUCGACUUUGAAGGGACGUUUCACGUGAACACCGUCACCGAUGAUGACUAUGCAGGCUUCAUCUUUGGCUACCAGGACUCCUCCUCCUUUUACGUGGUGAUGUGGAAGCAGACAGAGCAAACCUAUUGGCAGGCAACUCCCUUCCGGGCUGUGGCUGAGCCCGGCAUUCAGCUUAAGGCUGUGAAAUCCAAAACAGGCCCCGGAGAGCAUUUGAGGAACUCCCUGUGGCACACAGGAGACACCAACCAUCAGGUCCGUCUGCUGUGGAAGGAUCCCAGGAAUGUCGGCUGGAAGGACAAGGUUUCCUACCGCUGGUAUCUGCAGCACCGCCCACAAGUUGGAUACAUCAGAGCACGGUUUUACGAGGGAACUGAGCUGGUGGCAGACUCCGGUGUGACUAUUGACACGACCAUGAGAGGAGGACGACUUGGCGUGUUCUGUUUCUCACAAGAAAACAUAAUCUGGUCAAACCUGAAAUACCGCUGCAAUGACACGAUCCCGGAGGACUUUCAGGAGUUCAGAGCUCAGCAUGCUGUGGACCCUAUUUAAAGUCUAGACUGACCAUCGGAUCUCCAAAGAAUCUUUCUCAGUGUGUGGGUGUUACAUUUGUGUGCAAAACGUGUUUUUUAUACAUCAGCGUGUUGAUGUGUCCAGUUUCCAUACUUUCAUGACCACAGUGCUUCUUCUGUAUGUCCAUAUCAUCUAAAAGGUUUUUUCUUUUUUUAAAGUCAAUCUAAACAAAAAAUAAAUAAAUGAGCAUCUAAUAAACCGAUGAUGACUCAUCAUAAAGAAAAACAAGAUAAGAAAAAUAUGAAAAUAGUCUGCAAUGUGAUCAUGGAUGGGUAGUAACAAAAUAAAUGUAUUCAGAAACACUUGCUUUUGCUAAAAUUGCUCUCCUACGAGAAGCUUUACUUCACAAAGUAACUUUUGAGUAGGUUUAUAAUGAUAAACCACUACUUCUAUUUAACUACAAAGACUUAAAUUCUUAUAUCUUUAUUUUUUGGCAUGUGUAAGAUUUAUUCUAAAUAUUAGUCCAAUUGUUUCCAAAAAAUGGUGUAAACAAGGUGAAUUUUUUUUCCCCCAUCAUAAUAUAUAAAAUUGUAUUUUAAUAUUUCAAAAAAAUUGUUUUUAUAGCUUUUUUGUUGUUUGGCCUGUUGAAUCUUUAUUAAAUUCAGACCAAAUUAGACAAAAUCAACCUUCAAUUUUUUUAAAAUAAGAUUAAUUACAGAAAUGAUUACUUUUAUUUUUUGUUUUGAAUAAACUCUUUUAUGUGGUCAGUUAUGAAUUGCAGAGAUUCUCAACUGAAGGUUUUAAACUACAAAUCAGAUCCCAACAAAUUGUCUGUUUCUUUUUCAUUCUUGAAUAAAAACCUGGACAACUUUUGA
This is a messenger RNA of Oryzias latipes (Japanese medaka), 3833 nucleotides long. It is a transcript of the gene thbs4b, whose product is annotated as thrombospondin 4b. Gene Ontology annotation, biological process: cell adhesion. Lineage: Eukaryota; Metazoa; Chordata; Actinopteri; Beloniformes; Adrianichthyidae. Gene Ontology annotation, molecular function: calcium ion binding. Gene Ontology annotation, cellular component: extracellular region. The record is from RefSeq and is a predicted model, not a curated record.